Molecule: messenger RNA, 3038 nt
Organism: Oncorhynchus tshawytscha (Chinook salmon)
Lineage: Eukaryota; Metazoa; Chordata; Actinopteri; Salmoniformes; Salmonidae
Product: transmembrane protein 100
Exons: 2
Coding region: 470-955 (161 amino acids)
Biological process (GO): cellular response to BMP stimulus
Source: RefSeq, a predicted model, not a curated record
CUUUAGCUAUUGAUAUCCCCAGCAUGAUUCUCCAAGACGUUGUAGACCAGAUCAUGGAAAAGAGACACAGCUUUCUAGACAUGACUGCGCUCGUUUAGAACAUCCGCUGCCUGCACCGUACACGGACACCGUACAGAGAGAUUAGAAGUGAGUGAAAUUAACAGUGCUAGGCUAUAUAAUAUAUCUAAUUCUGGGAAAACCUCUGCGCAUAUAACACAUUUCCAUGCGCUCGUGUGAAAGGUAAACAGGAGAGUCGUAUAUUAUAUCUGUAUUUGGAGGGGAAAAAACUAACUAAUAAUGGUCAAAAAACGAACGGAUGACAUGACAGACAACUUCAAGAACGAGAUGAGAGUGAACAGGCUGACGGUCGCAUUCCGUUACUCCAAAGACGCACUCGAGAACGUCAGAGAAUGAAAAGAGCUCCAGAAUACAGCCACACAGAUUGACAGGUUGACCACUGAAAGUCAAGAUGGCCCACCUUUUCCUAGCCAGCAAAAUCUCUAUUCCAGAUGACUCUAUCAAUAAAAAUGCACCGAAAGUCCCCAAAAGCGCCAUGAAAAUGCCCACAUCUACCUCUGAGAAAGUCACUACAGAGAAAUCCAACAACAACAACCACAACAAGAAGGACCGUAGCGUUGUAGUGACGACCGUCCCAUUAAUCAACGAGGUGCAGCUGACAGCGGCCACUGGCGGGGCAGAGAUGUCGUGCUACCGGUGCACCGUGCCAUUUGGCGUGGUGGUCCUUAUCGCCGGUAUUGUGGUAACGGCCGUGGCGUACACGUUCAACUCCCACGGCUCCACCAUCUCGGUGCUGGGGCUGGUUCUGCUGUCAGCUGGACUAGCCCUCCUCGGGUCCAGUGCUGUCUGCUGGAGGGUCCGGCUUGGGAGGAAGAAGGACCGGAGGAGGGAGAGUCAGACGGCCCUCAUGGCCAACCAUGGACUAUGCGUGGUCUGAGCCCUGAGGGAAGAGAGGGACUGUUAAAGUUUGAAGUUUCAACUAUUUGUAGUCAAGGUGCCGCUGUGGCCUGAGGGGACGACAUGGACAGUGGAACAGUGGGACUGUUAAAUGGAACAAUUUGAAGUUUGAACAAAAAGGUAUCGAAUGACAAGAGACUGGAGAGAGUUGAGGGAUGUCCGAGCUGGUUGGGUAUGAAGGACUCACACAUGAUCAAAAACAGAUGCUUAGCUGAAGGACUAGAAUGGGCUAGAAAGUCUAGCUGCUUUGUAGGUGAGAUACUAUCCGGAGGGACUAUAUGCCUAGAAAGCAGGAGUUGGAACUGAAAUUAAUUUCCAAAUGUUGACCCAUAUUUUUGUUCAUUCUGUUCCGCUGUUACGACCAGCAAAAUAAAGUUCUGAACUGGUUCGAACCCCCAAAAAGUACAGUUUUAUAUCGUUCCAAUCUGUUCCUUCAAAUCAACAUUUAGUUUGUUAAAUGACUUUACCAAUCAGUGUGGAUAGAGCAGGCAAGCUAGGUGACAAACAAGUGGCGUAAGAUGCGACUGAAAUAUUGCGGAGAGAGCGACAGAGGGUUGAGGAAGAGGCUUGAAGUGCUAGGCAUCUUGUUAUGACAUGCAUGAUCUGAAUUUAGGUCCACAGAAUUAUACCUAUGAGGAGCGGCUUCUAUGGAGGAACAUUGAAUGUUGUUUGAGCUAGUUAGCUAACAAGUUUGAGCUAGCUAUCUAACAAGCUUGUGUAUGCACCAGAAUUUUAAAAAUACGUCUUACCUUUUUGUAGUUAAUAAAUCCAAUGUGAAACGUGAUAGCUAGGCAUUUAGUAUCUAGCAUUGAACAAGUUCAUCCAUUCUUCUCUAACUGAUUAAAAAUCUCUCUCCCUAUCUUCUGAAUUCCGCUUGUAAAGUCAGUCAGUAGCCUAUGCUAACGUCAGUACAGAAGCCUAUGCUUCGGAGGGGGGAGGGGCAGAUAGCCUAAACACACACAGACACAUUUUCAGUUUGCAGGCAGACACUGGAAUAGGUUUCUGAGUGACAGAGUGAGGGCUUUGCAUAGGUGCUUUGUUGUGUUUAGAUCUUCUUCUUUUUUAAAUGCUUGGAACAUAAAAUAACGUUAUUAACCGGUUCCCAUGCUUUUAAAAUAACGGUUCUGUUCCGGAACAGUAUGGAUCCCUUUCGUUCCCGGUUCUGUUUCUGUUCCUUGUAAAAUUACGUUAUUUUCCGUUUUUUCGGUUCUGUUCCCUGAACCGGUUCCAACCCCUGCUAGAAAGACUAGCUGUUCUGUAGCUAAAAUACUAUCUGAAAUUCUGGUGGUUUGUUCUCCCUGGACAUUUGAAAAGACCAGGAUCAAGAUCAUGGAGGUAAAUAAGGGAGUAUCCAAAGAUGAGUUAUUGGACAGUAAGGAUGAAGUAGGGUGAAGUUGCCCCUAGAUUCUAAUCUUGAGUCAUUUUUGCAUUUUCCUCACUAAUGGUUAAGGUUAGAUUGGGGGAGGAGAAGCUGAUCCUAGAUCUGUACCUAGGAGAAACUUCAUCCUGGAGCAGAAAGGAUUGUUAGACGGUGGACCAUGAUUCUCCAUUCUACUAUUCUCAUGCACAUCACGUGAUGUAUCUGUGACUCUAUUGCUGCUCUGUUGAUGUUUCAAGUGAACAUUUAAUAGGUACUUAAUGUUAUGUUUUAGAAAAGUAGUAGACUGGCUGACUUUUCAUGGUCAAAGCUCACUAUGACAAUGUAAAGUGAACUUGUAGGAAGUGAUUGCCUAAUGAAGUCAAAGUAUCUCUCUCAAGUUCGAUAUGCACAGCUUUUAAUGCUUCCCUUUAAAACAGUGCUCAUCAUUUUAAAUAACAAUACAAUAUACCUUUGUAACUGCCUAGUAUGCAUACAAUUGAUUCAAUUAAUACAUGUUGUGCCAAAUGUGCAGUUUUUCAUUGUUUAGACCAGAGCUGUGGCUAAGCAAGUUGUGGUUUCAUUGAAAAUUGUUAACAAAUAUAGCAUUGUACCCUGGUAAAGUUGUAUUUUCAUGCUAUUUAUGACAUAUCCAUUGACAUAUAUUUGGAAUAUUUGUGCCAAUAAACUUAAGACACAAAAUGAA